AUGUACGGUGACUCAUACUGGCAUGUCUUUCUUUGGCUGGGCCAGGCACCAAUCGACUUCUUCUUUUAUGGGAAAGUUGGGGAUGUGGUGUACGGCCUGAAGGUCCAGGAGCCUGGAUACAAACCGUAUCAUAUCAAAGUGCUCUUCCUGCGGAGCGAUUGCUUUGGAUCGCCCACCCACCGGAAACGAUGCUACAUUUUGGGUGCCAGAGUGGAUGUGGCUUCGCAGGAGUCCUUUGAGGCCACUUGA
Molecule: messenger RNA, 249 nt
Organism: Symbiodinium sp. CCMP2592
Lineage: Eukaryota; Dinophyceae; Suessiales; Symbiodiniaceae
Source: the annotation of a GenBank genome assembly